This is a messenger RNA of Pipistrellus nathusii (Nathusius's pipistrelle), 1323 nucleotides long. The record is from the annotation of a GenBank genome assembly. Lineage: Eukaryota; Metazoa; Chordata; Mammalia; Chiroptera; Vespertilionidae.
AUGAUGCUCUCCAAACUCGCUCGUCUGCAGGCCGUGGCUGGGCUCUGUCGGGGCGCUCACACGUCAGCAGCCUCUGCUACAUCGGUGGCGACGAAGAAAACGGUUCAAGGCCCUCUGUCCUCCGAUUAUGUGUUUGAACGCGAAUCCAAGUAUGGCGCUCACAACUACCACCCCUUACCCGUCGCCCUGGAGCGAGGGAAAGGGAUCUACCUGUGGGACGUGGAAGGCAGGAAGUACUUCGAUUUCCUGAGCGCGUACAGCGCCGUCAACCAAGGCCAUUGCCACCCCAAGAUCGUGGAGGCGCUGAAGAGCCAGGCGGAGCGGCUGACGCUGACCUCGCGGGCCUUCUACAACAGCGUGCUGGGCGAGUACGAGGAGUACGUGACCAAGCUCUUCAACUACCACAAGGUCCUGCCCAUGAACACCGGCGUGGAGGCCGGAGAGACGGCUUGCAAGCUGGCGCGGCGGUGGGGCUACACCGUGAAGGGCAUUCCCAAGUACAAAGCCAAGAUCCUGUUCGCAGCUGGGAACUUCUGGGGCAGGACCUUGUCCGCCAUCUCCAGCUCCACAGACCCCAGCAGCUAUGAUGGCUUCGGCCCCUUCAUGCCAGGGUUCGAGAUCAUUCCCUACAACGACCUGCCCGCUCUCGAGCGUGCUCUUCAGGACCCGAACGUGGCAGCGUUCAUGGUGGAGCCCAUUCAGGGCGAGGCGGGCGUCAUUGUCCCCGACCCAGGCUACCUGGUGGGCGUGCGUGAGCUCUGCACCAGGCACCAGGCCCUGUUUAUCGCCGAUGAGAUACAGACGGGACUGGCCAGGACGGGGAGAUGGCUGGCGGUCGACCAUGAAAACGUCAGGCCUGACCUCGUCCUCCUGGGCAAGGCCCUUUCCGGGGGCUUGUACCCGGUGUCUGCGGUGCUGUGUGACGACGAGAUCAUGCUGACCAUCAAGCCCGGCGAGCACGGCUCCACGUACGGGGGCAACCCUCUGGGCAGCCGCGUGGCCAUCGCCGCCCUUGAGGUUCUGGAGGAGGAGAACCUGGCGGAGAACGCGGACCGCAUGGGCGCCCUCCUGCGGAACGAGCUUAUGAAGCUGCCCUCGGACAUCGUGACGGCCGUGCGCGGGAAGGGGCUGCUGAACGCCAUCGUCAUCCGGGAGACCAAAGAUUACGACGCUUGGAAGGUGUGUCUGCGCCUCCGCGAUAAUGGACUUCUGGCCAAGCCCACCCACGGCGACAUCAUCAGGUUCGCGCCCCCGCUGGUGAUCAAGGAGGACGAGGUCCAGGAGGCCGUGGAGAUCAUCAACAAGACCAUCCUGUCCUUCUGA